UAAUGUUUAGCCUUUGGUGAUCCAUUACCGGAAAUGUGAACCCCAUGUGCUUUCUUUUCACUUCCGGCACAUUGACGGCACAAUGGCUGAGAACUGGGAUGAACCUGCUCCAGUGGUAGAAUUGCCAGAGAUCAAACUCUUUGGCAAGUGGUCAUCAGAUGAUGUCCAAGUCAGUGACAUCAGUUUAACUGAUUACAUUGCUGUCAAAGAGAAGUAUGCGAAAUAUUUGCCUCACUCUGCGGGACGAUACCAAGUAAAGAGAUUCAGAAAAUCUCAGUGCCCAAUAGUUGAACGCCUGACAUGCUCAUUGAUGAUGCAUGGAAGGAACAAUGGGAAGAAACUGUUGACAGCUCGUAUCGUCAAACAUGCCUUCGAAAUCAUCCACUUACUCACAGGAGAGAACCCCCUCCAAGUGUUGGUGAAUGCUAUCAUUAACAGCGGUCCUCGUGAAGACUCCACCCGUAUUGGUCGUGCUGGUACAGUCAGACGUCAGGCUGUGGAUGUUUCACCGCUCAGACGUGUUAACCAGGCUAUCUGGCUCCUUUGUACAGGGGCUCGUGAGGCCUCGUUUAGGAACAUCAAGACCAUUGCCGAGUGCCUGGCUGAUGAGCUGAUCAAUGCUGCUAAGGGUUCCUCAAACUCCCACGCUAUCAAGAAGAAGGAUGAACUGGAACGUGUUGCCAAGUCCAACAGAUAAACUGUAUAUAUGUUGUGCUUUCAGUGAACUAAAAAUAAAACUGUCAGGCAUAUUAUAA
Saccostrea echinata is the source of this 755-nucleotide messenger RNA. RefSeq names its product small ribosomal subunit protein uS7. Gene Ontology annotation, cellular component: cytosolic small ribosomal subunit; ribosome. The transcript is spliced from 5 exons. The record is from RefSeq and is a predicted model, not a curated record. Lineage: Eukaryota; Metazoa; Mollusca; Bivalvia; Ostreida; Ostreidae. Gene Ontology annotation, biological process: ribosomal small subunit assembly; translation. Bases 83 to 697 code for a protein of 204 amino acids. Gene Ontology annotation, molecular function: mRNA binding; structural constituent of ribosome; rRNA binding.